Messenger RNA from Salvia splendens (bonfire salvia), 1193 nucleotides. RefSeq names its product plasmodesmata-located protein 7. The transcript has 3 exons. NCBI's taxonomy places the organism in Eukaryota, Viridiplantae, Streptophyta, Magnoliopsida, Lamiales, Lamiaceae. Bases 95 to 955 code for a protein of 286 amino acids. The record is from RefSeq and is a predicted model, not a curated record. Gene Ontology annotation, cellular component: plasmodesma.
CGAAACAUUAUUGUUUCAUCGAUCACACAUCUCUCUCUGUCCACUCCACUCACACAGAGACAUAGAGAUACUGGUAGUAGUAUUGAGCUUAAACAUGGCCAAAUAUGUAUGCACAGUUGGCCGGUUUGCAUCUCUACUCCCUUUGCAUUUCCUACUUCUGAUUACUGCAGAUUCUUCACCAGACUCGUUCCUCUACAGCGGGUGCUCUCUGAUGAAAUACACCCCAAACUCACCCUACCAAUCCAACCUAAACUCCCUCAUCACAUCCCUCUUCAACUCCGCCACAUACUCCUCCUACAACCACUUCACCAUCACGGGCGCGAGCCCGCAACAAGACGACGUCGUCUACGGCCUCUACCAGUGCCGCUCCGACCUCUCCAUGCCCGACUGCGCCACCUGCGUCGCCCGGGCCGUCACCCGCCUCGGCUCCACGUGCCCCCUCGCCUGCGGGGGCUCCAUGCAGCUCGAGGGCUGCUUCGUCAAGUACGACAACGCCUCCUUCAUCGGGACCGAGGACAAGUCGCCCGCGAUGAGGAAGUGCCGUCCGUCUGACGGCGAUGACGCGGACCGGAUGGGCAGCCGAGACACUGUGCUUGCGGCGAUGUGUGGUGGGUCCGGGGGGCCGUAUCGGGUCGGGGGUGCUGAGGGUGUGAGUGGCGUGGCGCAGUGCGUUGGAGACCUGACUGCGGGGCAGUGUCAGGACUGCGUGGAGGAGGCGAUACGGCGGUUGAAGGCGGAGUGCGGCGGGGCUGUGUUUGGGGAUAUGUUCUUGGGUAAGUGUUAUGCGAGGUACACCACUAGUGGGGCCCAAAAUUAUGCAAGAUCCAACCAUGAAUCCCCACAUAGUGAGUCGGAGAAGACAUUUGCUCUGAUCAUUGGAUUACUAGCUGGUGUUGCUUUGCUAAUCAUCUUCCUCACUUUCCUCGGCCGAUUGUUUAGUAGAAAUGGGAAAUAAGUGAUAAAUUAAGGGAUCCCAAAGUUGCUAUGUGGAUUUGCUUUUCGAUGGCCAUUUUACUUUUCCAGUUAAGGACAAACUCCAAAGUGUGUGUUGUCUAAUUAAUGAAAAACUUGUAAGAAACGUGUAACAUGAGGAAACUUUUGAUGUGGCCAAUCCUUUGGCUUUCCAUCCCUUGUAACCACCUUUUGUAUAAUGGUUUGCUUAAUGGUGAAUUAUUAUCAAGACCUUUCAUGUC